Glycine soja is the source of this 2094-nucleotide messenger RNA. Its product is annotated as 3-ketoacyl-CoA synthase 1. Bases 284 to 1876 code for a protein of 530 amino acids. Lineage: Eukaryota; Viridiplantae; Streptophyta; Magnoliopsida; Fabales; Fabaceae. Gene Ontology annotation, cellular component: membrane. Gene Ontology annotation, molecular function: acyltransferase activity, transferring groups other than amino-acyl groups. The transcript has a single exon. Gene Ontology annotation, biological process: fatty acid biosynthetic process. The record is from RefSeq and is a predicted model, not a curated record.
AAUUAACGUGAAGUGACUAGAGUCAAUAUCUUUCUUGCGGUGAAGGAAAGGCCAAAGUAGCAUUAGCAAUAGCAUGUUUGUUGCUCCCAUUUGAGUUUCAAGUUUGAGCAUUUGCUUUUGUUUUUUUCCUAGAGCGCAGUUAUGGUUCAGCUUCCUCCAAACGCGAGCCCCCUCAAGUGACUGCUUUAUAAGCCAACCUCUUUCACAAACAAACAUCACAAUCUCUAGAGUUCUACACACAAGCACGUUCUAGAGAGAGAUAGGAAAUUAUUAAAUUAAGCAAAUGGGUCGCAAUAGCAUAGACAUGGACAGGGAGAGAUUAACGGCUGAGAUGGACUUCAAGGACUCAUCCUCCGCCGUGAUCAGAAUCCGGCGCCGGCUGCCGGAUUUCCUUCAGUCGGUGAAACUGAAAUACGUGAAGUUGGGAUUGGGAUACGGUUACUCAUACUCAUGCAAAGCAGCCAGCAUUGUGAUGCUAGCCAUCACCCUCCCUCUCGUGUUCUCUCUAACCGGUGGUAUCAAGCUCUCCAAACUCUGCUCCCACAACCACCAGCUCGACGCCGAGACCGUGGCGGCGGCUUCGGCGGCGCUACUCUCCCUGGCCGCCCUGUACUGGUGGAAGCGGUCCCCGGCGGUGUACCUGGUGGACUUCGCGUGCUACAAGCCGGAGAAAGAACGCAAAAUAUCGGUGGAGGGGUUUCUGAAGAUGACCGAAGAGAGUGGGGGGUUCGAGGAAGAGUCUCUCCAAUUCCAGAGGAAGAUUUCCACAAGGGCGGGUUUGGGCGACGAGACCUACCUUCCCAGAGGAAUAACUUCUCGGCCGCCCAAGCUCUGCAUGAGCGAAGCGCGUCUGGAGGCAGAGGCAGUCAUGUUCGGCGCCCUGGACGCUCUUUUGGCCAAAACGGGGGUUGAUCCGAAGGACAUUGACAUUCUGGUGGUGAAUUGCAGCCUGUUCAACCCAACACCAUCUCUAUCUGCAAUGAUUGUGAACCACUACAGGCUGAGAAGCAACAUAAAGAGCUACAACCUCGGCGGCAUGGGAUGCAGCGCGGGACUCAUAUCGGUUGACUUAGCCAAAGACCUUCUCAAAGCAAACCCGAACUCCUACGCGGUGGUGGUGAGCACGGAGAACAUAACCCUCAAUUGGUACAUGGGCAACGACCGAUCCAUGCUACUCUGCAACUGCAUUUUCCGAAUGGGAGGGGCCGCAGUGCUCCUCUCAAACAAGCCAUCAGACAUGGCACGCUCCAAGUACCAGCUCCUCCACACAGUCAGAACCCACAAGGGGGCAGAUGACAAGAACUACAACUGCGUAUACCAAAAGGAGGACCAGAGCGGGAAAAUAGGGGUGUGUUUGGCGAGGGAGUUGAUGGCAGUGGCAGGGGAGGCGUUGAAAACAAACAUAACGACCUUGGGGCCGUUGGUUCUGCCAUAUUCGGAGCAGGUGAUGUUCGUGGUGUCGCUGGUGAGGAGGAAGGUGCUGAAGAUGUCGGGGGUGAAGCCAUACAUUCCGGAUUUCAAGCUGGCCUUGGAGCAUUUUUGCAUACACGCCGGGGGGAGAGCGGUGCUGGACGAGCUGCAGAAGAAUCUUGAGCUGAGCGAGUGGCACAUGGAGCCCUCCAGGAUGACCCUGCACAGAUUCGGUAACACUUCCAGCAGCUCCCUCUGGUACGAGCUGGCCUACACGGAGGCCAAGGGUCGGGUCUCCAAGGGGGAUCGGGUCUGGCAGAUCGCCUUCGGGUCGGGUUUCAAGUGUAACAGCGCCGUCUGGAAGGCCGUUAGGGACAUGCCAUUCUUAAAGGACUGGCGUGGCAACCCCUGGGAUGACUCCAUCAAUAACUAUCCCGUUCAUCUUCCCUCCGCAUCUUCUAAUUAACUCUAUUACCCCCCGAUUUUACUACUCUCUUCUUCAUUAGCUGCUUCAUUUUCUUGCAUGGAAUUCCAAACUUGUUCACCAUGUCUAUCAAUACUAAAGGAACCCAUCUUCUCCUUCGUUUAUUUUCUCAAACUAACAUUAAUGCAUCAUCAAAUGUUAUUUUUUGUUAGAAAUAUUAUUUAAAAGAAUUCAUGUGGGUGUUUACCGGUUUGAAUUAA